AUGAUUACCUCCCUCCAUAUUUCAAUGAAUGUUAUUUAUUUAAUGCGAAACUUUCAUGAAAGUCGAAUGCAAGUUAACCUGAGAUAACGUUUGUAUUAUACGCACCAAAAUGAAAGCAGAGAAUUCGCUACCUCAAGAGCCUCUACCACAAAAGUCUCCACCUCAAGAAUCUUCGCCACAAGAAGUUCUAUCUCAGGAACCAGCAUCACAAGAACCUCCACAAGUGUGUUCUCUUCCUCCACCCUACUCGGAUUUGUCUCCUUCUCCACCUGUGGACGAGGAUACCAAACAAACUAAAACAGUUGUUAAGAAAAUUGUAAGGAUCACUUUCGGACCAGAACCGGCUUCGUUUAAGUGCCCAUAUUGUCGUGAGCAAAUAACUACAAACGUGAAGACGGAGCCUACAACUGCAACACAUCUUUGGGCUGUCUGCUUAUGCAUUUUGGGAGGUCUCAUGUGCGUCUGGAUACCAUACUGUAUCGACUCUUGUCAGGGCCGUACCCAUUACUGUCCAAAGUGCAAUGCCUACUUGGGAAGAUACGAGAGCUAAGUCGACAUUUCAAAAAUGUUGUAGGAUUUCAUCUUAUAAUUGAAUUUGGGCUUAACAAUAUAAAAUGUAUACCAAUCAUAUAACGUGUUAUUAAUUCAAAUAACACAUUGCAACCAAACUAUGUCUUGAACAGCAUACAAGAUAUUUCCUAAAAACACAAUAAUAUAUUUAAGUAGUUUAUUUUUUGUGUCUAUUCUUAAUAAAACCUUCAUAUGAACAAA
This is a messenger RNA of Leptinotarsa decemlineata (Colorado potato beetle), 771 nucleotides long. RefSeq lists its product as uncharacterized. The record is from RefSeq and is a predicted model, not a curated record. Lineage: Eukaryota; Metazoa; Arthropoda; Insecta; Coleoptera; Chrysomelidae. Gene Ontology annotation, molecular function: zinc ion binding.